AUGGAGGGCGGCGACCAGGCCACCGACUGGGACAGCGACGAGACGGUGAUCGAAGGGUCGGUGACGGAGAGCGACCCGGAGGACGAGGAGCUGCCCUGGCGAAGGUUGCUCUUUGAUCAAGACACAUCUCUUAGAUCUGUGUACAAGUUCCAUCCUGGAAUAAGUACAACAUGGAAAGGCACAACUUCUCCUGAGAUUCAGCUUGCAUUCAAACUCAGAGAGGAUCCACAAAAACAACUCAGUGCAAAUAAGUUGCCUCUCCAUAAUGAGGAUAAAAUUUUACAGAAACCUCAAGAUGAAAUGGAACAAAAUCAAGUUCUAUUACAGACUAGACAAAACUGUUCAAGGUUGACUGAGUCAUAUUCCCAGGCUGAACUUUUGCUGAGCCACCAAAGCAUGAAAGGGUUUUCUCUCUUCAUCUCUAACUCUCUACAGCACGAGGUAAUGGUAUUGGGAAAAUAUGAUUUUUCUGAACUGAGUGAAGACAGAGACUCUGCUGAAAUUAGCCUCCUUUCAGGUACUUUUCUCACAGUAUCUGAUACGGCUCUUGUCAAAGAUAAGUUGUUAAUAGAGCCUGAGAAGAUGUUAAUCGGAUCACAUAUAUUUUCUGAGCCUGGAAUGGAAGUCACGUUGGAAAUGACUUCUGAAGAAAAGAGUGAAGAAAACUCCCUUGAAACUUUUGUGUCUGCCCUAGAAAUUACCGAAGAGGAUAGACUAUUAGAAAUAAUGAGUGAUUUUGAGCCUACAGAGUUAAUAAACCCGUUGAGUAAAUCUGCAAAUUCUAUAUCAAUUCCUUUGACAUGUCACAGAGAUUUACUAGAACACACAAAUGAUAAUGCAUUGCCAACUGAGUUAUUAUCAUCAUCUUUAAAUCCAAAAUCAGAAUCCCAGGUGGACCCCAUUUGCCAUAGAGUAGAGGAGGGCAACAGUGUCAGUGCUGAAAGUAAACGUUUAGGGAUUGAACGUACUUUGUCUCAGACUAAUGAAGAUUCUACACACAUAGCAGAGGAGAGCUUUGAUACUUGUGAAGACCAAAAUCCAUUUGAAUUACAAACUUUGGUGCACCAAAAUGUCACCUUUUGUGAUCCACUAAAUAAUGAGGGAAAUUCCAAUCCAUUGGAUGUUAACUCUGAUCAGGACACUCCUAUUGUAUUAAGGAGGUCAUCCAGACUGAAAAUAGGUAGACAAGAACAGCACAGAGAUGAGAGGUGUACAAUGUCAGAAAAGAUUCUACCAGAAAUGGUUGACCGUGAGGAUCAAACAAGUCGUGACUCCUCAAAUGAGAAUUCUAGAAUGCAGAAUCCUGCUUUAGUAAUCGAAGCUAAAGGAAAGAACGCACAUUCAUCCAGACUCAAGAGUAGAGAACAGAUCAGGAAAAGCAAAAAACUUGCAAAAAAAUAUGAGAAAAUGCAGUUGGAUAAUAUACCCCUGUCUGCUAUUAACCGGAGAAAUGUAUUUGGAGAGAACUUACUGUAUAAGGCUGCUCUGCAUGAUGACACAAAUCUUGUUCUUCAUUAUUUAAAACAGGGUGGAAAUGUUAAUCAGCAGAGUUAUGCUGGUUGGACAGCACUUCAUGAAGCUUGUGUAGGAGGAUUUUAUCAGACUGCAAGCGAAUUAAUAAAAGGUGGAGCAGAUGUAAAUAUCAAAGGAAUGUACCAGAUCACUCCUCUACAUGACGCAGUAGUGAAUGGGCAUUAUAAGGUGGCAGAAUUACUUCUCUUGAAUGGAGCUGAUCCAUUACUUAGAAGUGAUAGUGGAAAGUGUGCCCUGGAUGAAGCCAAGGAUUCUCGUGUGAAGCGUCUCCUUGAGAGAUAUGUUUCUAAACAUCAAAAACCUCUUAGAUCAGCUCAGAAGAACAGCGUCGACCUAGUCGAUGUAGAAGAUACACACCAGCACAAGAAACCCAAAUACAGUUCCAGAAAAUGCACUGGGUUUACUUUUGAAGAAAAUUCCAACAGAAAGAAGCCAGAACAUAUUAAUUUAGGUAGAGAAAGUAAAGAAUACUUACGUAUAAAUAAAGAAGAUGUAUAUGAGCAUCACCAAAAACGUUCUGCAAACAUAAGACUUGGUAAAUCAAAGCAUAAGGAAUUAAUUUUAAACCAAACUAAGUCUAGAGGUCUCAGGAAAGAUAAUCUUCCUUAUGUCAAAGAUUCGAGCUCAGAUAUAUCUAAAGAUAAAGGAAUAAGAAACACUCGACAUAAACGGACUCGGAUGGAUGAUACAAUUCAAGCAGUUAGUCCAAGAAAGACUGCAGCUGUUUCUUCUUCUGGCAGAAUAAAGAGAUUGGUUAUUGAUCAACAGCAUAGUCCCCAAACCCUUGAUGAUUUUCCUGAAGAGUCAUGUAAGCCAGACAGCUCAACUGUGUCAAGCAUGAAAAAUGCAUUAGGUAACAAUAUUGAGAUUUUUUCAGUUAGCAAAGAGAAAUAUACCCAGGACCUAGAUCCAUCAACUAGUCAAGAAAUAAAAAUUUUGGAAUUAAAAUCUGUUGAGCAAGCUGAAACUAUUUCUUUCUCAGGAAUUUCUUCACAUAAAAAAAUUGAGUCAUCAUUUGUUAUUACAGAAGAGCUAUCUCACACUCACAAAGAGAAACAACAAAUUAGUUCUUGUAAGUCUUAUGAAAACAGCAACUUGGGACAAAAAGAUGAGAGCAUAAAUAAAUGGGAAAAGUCUUUCCUAUUCUUUAUAGAGAAAAAGCGUAAUGAUGAAAUUGAUCACUGUGCUUCUGAGGAGACUGUGACAUCUAAAAUGGUAAUGAGUUCUAUCGAUCACAAAACCCACUGUGAUUACAAAGAGAAUAUGACAUAUAGAGAUGAGAUGGAUUUGCAACCACAUUUACUUUCGGAAGAUCAUUUUUCACAGGAAAAUGAGUUCAAAGCAGAUGUUCUAACCAUACUCCCACAACAGGAAGCUGUUCAUUUUUCUGACUCAGACAAUACAGUAGUUUCUGGACAACAUGUUGACCAACACAUAUAUGGAACUUCUUUGGAUCACUCACAAAACAAUUUUGAGCAUACUUCCUUGGCUCAUAUGAGAACACUUUCAACACAUGAAAUUUCAGAGUUGACUAGUCAGGUGGAGGUAUUUGAAAAACGGCAGGAUUGUAAUCUCAUGAUGCCAACUCCUUUAACAAAUCAAACAGAUACACAUAAUGUGGAAAAGGUAGAUCAGCAAGAAGAGAUCAAAAGGAAUUACACCAACAAAAGCCCAGAUCCAGGUUCUUCCAACAGGCCUUUGUCCACAGGUCAAGUAAUAGGAACAAUGGAAGUUGAACAAAGAAGAGAAGACCUACCAGACACUGAAGUCAUAUGUAAUAUAAAUUUUCAUUCCACUGAUAAUAUAAGUGAUGAUUCAACCAGCAUCUCCCAAUUUAUUCAUAGAGAAACAAGGAAAGCAUCUCACAAACCAGAUGAAGAAUUAACUAAUACAAUUGAAGACGAAAUCACUUCUUCCACCUCACGGAAUUGUGAGAUGGAAGAAAUAAGAGAUUCAGAAAUUCAUGUGCCCACUUGUGUUCAAGAACACAAAAAAAUUAAGAAUUUCAGCCUAAACCAAAAUCUUUUGAAAGAUACUUGCAGGCAAGAAAUGAAAACAGCUGGGGUCAGUAAGAGGAAUGUUACAGGGGAAAGCCAGCUUCAUUCGGCUGCCAGAAGAGGAAAUGUGUCUCUGGUGAAAUCGCUAAUAGAAUCUGAAGCAGAUGUGAAUUUAAAAGAUAAUGCAGAUUGGACACCAUUUCAUGAGGCAGCAAGUGAAGGAGCCAAAGAUGUAAUUGGAGAGUUGUUGAUAGCUGGUGCAGAUGUUAAUUGUGAAAACAUAGAUGGAAUACUGCCUUUACAUGAUGCUGUUGCAAAUAAUCAUUUAAAGACAGCUGAGAUUCUACAGCAUCAUGGAGCAAACCCUAAUCAGAAGGAUAAAAAACAGAACGCCACUUUGGAUAAAACAGGUAAUGUGACAAUGCUAAAAUCUUACGGUACUACUGAGACUGAUAACAGAGAUGAGAAUAAUACUAUAGAUACUGUACAAAUUCCUUUUGCUCAGUCAAAAAGAUGUAAGCAGCGUAUUUAUGAUGACCACAAAACUAUUGAUCCACCUUGUCUUACACGCCAAAGACGGACAAGACAAAUUCAUCCUGUGCAUCAGAAAAUCAGUGCCAUUCUGCAAGAUAUAGAAGAAAAGCAAGAAAAUUUAUUAGAGUUUGAAAUAAAAACCCCUGAAGAUGCAGAGGACUACAUUGAAAAGAUGUCAGAAAUAAAAGAAGUAAUGGAUAGUGUGCUUUCCAAACAGAAGGCAGAAAGGGAUGAUCUAGCUAAAAAAUACAGGGUGUCUAUAGAAUCAUUUAAGCAUGGAGUCCUGAGAGAGCAGCUGGCUAACUUGGCCACAAGACAGAAGAAACUUUUAGUUGUGGCCCAAAAACAGAAAGAAAUUAGCCUGAAAAUCCAAAACUAUAAGAAUGUCAAAUCAUUGUCCUCAGGUCUUACUUUGAAGAAGCAGCCUUCCAGUUCAGAAGCCUCAGGCUAUAAGGAUAGUCAAGAAUUUCCUAGUCUGGGACAGUCAGUGCAGUGUCAGCCACGUGCGCUUUCUCCUGACAGCCUUGUAUGUGGAAGCAUGGAAGAAGAUACACAGUUGUCUCAGGAAAUGGGGAAUCAUAGCCAGCCUACCAACCCAUAUCCAGAUGCAGAGACAAUGAGAAGAGGAGAAAUUUCUGGAAAAGAGCUGAAUUCUAAACUAAACAUCGAUAAGCAUACCCUAGAUGGGUCCUUCCAACGUAGACAGCCAGACGGCAACGAGUUACUUUCCCAGCCUCUUUCUUUUAUUACUCAAGCAGAACAUUCUCCAAACAGCAGUGGUCCCAGAGAAACUAUAGCCAAAGGGUCUGCGCCCAAUAGUCCUUCCAAAGUUAGCGGCACAUUAAGUAUUUCAGAAACCACAUUAAAUAUUUCGGAAACCCAAGAUAAGGCCUAUCCGUUAUCUGUAGUUUGUGAUCAGACUCUUUUUAGUGGGGAUCCAAAAAUUAAGAAUAGGAAAACUAUUUCCCAGCAACUGCCUCAGGGGGCAUCAGAAUCCCCCAAAAUCAAGACAUUUUCUGUCUCAGGCGAGGAGGCUGGGCAUCAGAUGAAACCGUAUCUUCAAAAAUCAGCUUCUGCUGCGCCACGCACAAAUGACAGCCAGGCCUGCCACUCCUCUGCAUCGAGCCCUCCCCGCACUAUCAGAAAGCCUUCCAACCACAGCACGGCUCCAAGAAAGAAGCACAUGCAAAUAAAGGAUCUUAUAUUGCUAGGGAGAAUUAGUCCCGGAAAGAACAUUCUAGAAUUCAAGACACAGGAGACUACUCACAAAGCUAGUGUUUUAUUGAGUGGAAAAAUUAAAGUAGAAACUGGUCAGAUUUAUCAAAAUCCAGUCACCUGGCUCAAGGAUCUUCUAGGAGGGAACAGACGUGUGACCUGGAAUUAUGCUUGGAAUAAGGUAACAUACUUGGGAAAGGAGCUUUUAAAGUACGUCUCUGAGGAAGUGCCCACACCUCCAGAAGCCAGCUCUGCGGCUCAGCAGCAUCAGCUUUGUCUCCCAGGAGUUUCCAGAGAGUCCAUGCAAAGCAUUCCACAUUAUCUGCAAAUAAAUGAAAUAUUAUUAAUCAACGAUCAAGAAUUUCUCCCACACCAUAUAAUGGAUGAGCACUGGAAGUUCUAUACGGAAUGUGAUGAACUAGCAUUCUAG
This is a messenger RNA of Sorex araneus (European shrew), 5709 nucleotides long. It is a transcript of the gene ANKRD31, whose product is annotated as ankyrin repeat domain 31. The record is from RefSeq and is a predicted model, not a curated record. The transcript has 25 exons. Gene Ontology annotation, molecular function: protein binding. The coding region runs from base 1 to 5709 and encodes 1902 amino acids. Lineage: Eukaryota; Metazoa; Chordata; Mammalia; Eulipotyphla; Soricidae.